Molecule: messenger RNA, 1539 nt
Organism: Lytechinus variegatus (green sea urchin)
Lineage: Eukaryota; Metazoa; Echinodermata; Echinoidea; Temnopleuroida; Toxopneustidae
Product: dopamine receptor 1-like
Exons: 1
Biological process (GO): adenylate cyclase-activating adrenergic receptor signaling pathway
Cellular component (GO): membrane
Molecular function (GO): G protein-coupled receptor activity
Source: RefSeq, a predicted model, not a curated record
UAUGACCCUACUACUCGGAUCAUAUUCGCAAUUGAUGUAGUCCAGAAGGUGAUAUAUGGGAUAAAACUAAGCAAGUGGUAUACUUUUCACAGUGAGGUUGAUUAUGACUGGUAUGGAGGGAAGUUGAAGGUCGCACAACGCUCUUCUCUGUAUAUUAUUUGCUUCAGACUGAUAUUUAAGGAAAUUAUAUUUCAUUAUGAUGAUUUAAACCAUAAGAAUAUUUCUGAAACUAUUUCUGUGUUUGCUAACAAAACAUUGUUUUUGAUAAUGGAUGUGACCGCACCAUCACAGCUUGAAGUGAAUUCGGAUGAGGAAAGUGCUACUAGUAGAUACAUAGUGGUGAUCAUCGAUGUCGUACUCAUGGUCAUCAUCGUCGCAUCCAUUGCCGGGAAUCUAUUAGUAUGUUUAUCUGUUGGAUUGGAUCCUGUAUUACGUAAACCAAGUAAUGUAUUUGUAGCGUCAUUAGCAGUAGCUGAUCUGUUGGUUGCCGUUCUAGUCAUGCCUUUCUCCCUCUCCACCAACUUUGUCCAUAAGGGUAUCUUCACUCCUAUCUUUUGCAAGGCAUGGAUAUCUUUCGACGUCACAUUUUGUUCGACAUCUGUGAUCCACCUUUGUAUGAUUAGUGUUGAUAGAUACUUUCAUAUCAAGGAACCGUUCAAAUACAAGCGAUGGAUGACCAACAAACGCGCUCUGUUGAUCAGUAUCAUGGUCUGGAUCAUCAAAUCCCUCUCUGCAUUCCUACCAAUAUUCUUAGGUCUCUUCCACGGUGAAGAAUCGGUUGAGGAUGCCUCGAAUGCUACAGAUGCGUACGGUGACGGAUUGGAGAGUGCUGGGGGAUGGCAUCUCUCGGGAUCCAUCUUCUGUGAUAAUGCUUUCAAUCAAACGUACAUCAUUAUCACAACACUCGUUGAUUUCUUCAUCCCAAGUUCGAUUCUUCUCUUCGUUUACGCGAGGAUAUAUCAUCUUAUUCAAACGCGCAACAAGAACCUGCGUCAGGGUUUUUUAGCAGAAGGUAAAUCGGGUGAUGAGAACAACGCAAAAUCAACCGAUUUUCGGGUCAACAAUCAGCAUCGUUCUCACCACAAAGCCGCCCUCAUGCUCGGUACCAUCAUUGGUCUUUUCUUGAUCUGCUGGACACCAUUCUUCCUCAACCUUUUUACAUGCUCAUUUCGACAGUGUGUCUCUUUUUCCUCGAAGACAGAUGAAGUAUUAACAUGGUUAGGCUAUAUUAAUUCAAGUAUGAACCCUUGCGUCUAUUCUAUUUCGAAUCCUGAGUUUCGACAGUCGUUCAAAGAUAUUAUCCAUCAUAAACCAAGGUCGUGGGUGAUCUCAAGCGCUCGACGUAUAUCAUUACAAUACAGGAGCAAUGAAAGAACCACUGAGCAUGCCGAGGCCCGUUGUUGACAUAAGAAAAGAUCCCAUCUCUAUAACUAUAUGUAUUCUCAUGGAACUAUAUUGUAAGUCCGGGGGGGGGGCACUUACAGUGACGAGUGGAUACCACGUGCGACCCCCAAAACACGUAAAAAGGAUGUCUUUUUC